GGAAAGUCCCACCCGUGGCCCACCGCGGCUCCUCGGAUCAAGGUGCCUGUCAAGGUGUGACAUAAAACGCAUCCAUGGUGUGCUUCUCACAACCUCUCACACUACUAGCGAGCGGUUUAGCAAGCCCUUGCUCCUGUCUCAGCUCCCCACUCCUGAGAUCCCCAUAAUAUCUCCUUCUCACUCCAUCCCGUCAACAGCCACACAGUACAACAGGACUCCCCAACAGGACCCAUCAUGGCCGCAGAACUGCUAGCACGCUACCCCUGGGUCUCACGGCCCUUCAUCGCAAGCGCCCCGAUGCGCGUCAUGGCAGGCCCAGCGCUGGCCGUCGCCGUUUCUCGCGCGGGCGGCCUGGGCUUCAUCGGGCCCGCGGCAAACACACCAGACGUGGCGGCUAAUCUCGAAGAGGCGUCCGCCCUGGUGGACAAGAUACGCACGUCCCAGCCGCCGCCCACAUCAGACCCGUUCCCGCCGCCGGCCACCUCCUGCCUCCCCGUCGGCAUCGGCUUCCAGCUCUGGGCAGACGACCUCGGCGCCGCCGCCGCCAGCAUCCAGCGGUUCAGGCCCUGCGCGGCCUGGCUGUUCGCGCCGCGGGAGGGGCCCGCGGAGCUCGACACGUGGUCCCGCCGGAUACGCGGCGCGUGCCCCGAGACCCAGGUGUGGGUCCAGAUCGGGACGCUGAGGGAGGCGCGGGAGCUCCUCCGGGCCUCCGAGAGGCCGGACGUGGUCGUCGUCCAGGGCGCAGAGGCCGGCGGCCACGGGCGGGCGGCUGACGGCAUGGGGCUCGUGACGCUGCUCCCGGAGGUCGCGGACGCGAUGGCGGGGUCCGGGGUCCCCCUGCUGGCCGCGGGGGGCAUCGCCGACGGCCGCGGGGCCGCGGCGGCCCUCUGCCUGGGGGCGGCGGGCGCGGUGCUGGGGACGCGGUUCCUGGCGUCCGGCGAGGCGCGUAUUAGCAAGGGGUACCGGGACGAGAUCGUGCGGGCCUCGGACGGCGCGGUGGCGACGACGCGCACGCUGCUCUACAACCACCUGAGGGGCACUUUUGGCUGGCCCGAGGGCUACCAGCCCAGGACCAUCAUCAACAGGUCGUUUGUGGACCAGCAGGCGGGCGUCCCCUUCGAGGAGCUCAAGAAACGCCAUGAUGAGGCUGCAAAGAGCGGCGACAGUGGCUGGGGCCCGGACGGGAGACUUGCGACCUACGCGGGGGCUUCGGGCAAGCUUUGA
Molecule: messenger RNA, 1224 nt
Organism: Diaporthe batatas
Lineage: Eukaryota; Fungi; Ascomycota; Sordariomycetes; Diaporthales; Diaporthaceae
Exons: 2
Coding region: 235-1224 (329 amino acids)
Molecular function (GO): nitronate monooxygenase activity
Source: RefSeq, a predicted model, not a curated record